Phyllostomus hastatus (greater spear-nosed bat) is the source of this 1966-nucleotide messenger RNA. It is a transcript of the gene PPP1R7, whose product is annotated as protein phosphatase 1 regulatory subunit 7. NCBI's taxonomy places the organism in Eukaryota, Metazoa, Chordata, Mammalia, Chiroptera, Phyllostomidae. Gene Ontology annotation, molecular function: protein binding. The transcript is spliced from 10 exons. The coding region runs from base 127 to 1206 and encodes 359 amino acids. The record is from RefSeq and is a predicted model, not a curated record.
CAAGCGCUUGAGGUUCAGCCUCCCCUGCGCUGGGAUUCCAUUGGCUGGGCGCGGUCUAGGUUGGGAGUCCUGAUUGGCUGAGAGACCUGAGGCGACAGAUUCCGGAAAGGGGAAAAAGCAGCGGACAUGGCGGCGGAGCGCGGCGCGGGUCAGCAACUGUCGCAGGAGAUGAUGGAGGUUGACAGGCGGGUCGAGUCUGAGGAGUCGGGCGACGAGGAGGGGAAGAAGCCGAGCGGCGGCGUGGUGGCGGACCUCAGCGAGCACAGCCUGAAGGACGGCCCGGAGCGGGGGGAAGCGGACCCAGAAGGACAAGAGCUGCCCGUGGACAUGGAAACCAUCCAACUGGACAGAGACGCCGAGGACGUCGACCUGAAUCACUACCGCAUCGGGAAGAUCGAAGGCUUCGAGGUCCUGAAGAAGGUGAAGACGCUCUGUCUCCGUCAAAACCUGAUCAAGUGCAUUGAGAACCUGGAGGAGCUGCAGAGCCUGCGAGAGCUGGACCUCUAUGACAACCAGAUCAGGAAGAUCGAGAACCUGGACACGCUGACAGAGCUGGAGAUUCUAGAUAUCUCUUUUAACCUCCUAAGAAACAUCGAGGGGGUGGACAAGCUGACACAACUGAAGAAACUCUUCCUGGUCAACAACAAGAUCAGUAAGAUCGAGAACCUCAGCAGCUUGCAGCAGCUGCAGAUGCUGGAGCUGGGGUCCAACCGCAUCCGGGCCAUCGAGAACAUCGACACGUUAACCAGUCUGGAGAGUCUGUUCCUGGGGAAAAACAAGAUCACUAAACUCCAGAACCUGGACGCACUCUCCAACCUGAGAGUCCUCAGCAUGCAGAGCAACCGGCUGACCAAGAUCGAGGGCCUGCAGAGCCUGGUGAACCUGCGGGAGCUGUACCUCAGCCACAACGGCAUCGAGGUCAUCGAGGGCCUGGAGAACAACAACAAACUCACAAUGUUGGACAUUGCGGCAAACAGAAUCAAAAAGAUUGAGAAUAUCAGCCAUCUAACAGAGCUGCAGGAAUUCUGGAUGAACGACAAUCUCCUGGAGAGCUGGAGCGACCUGGACGAGCUGAAGGGCGCCAGGAGCCUGGAGACGGUGUACCUGGAGCGGAACCCGCUGCAGAAGGACCCGCAGUACCGGCGGAAGGUGAUGCUGGCGCUGCCCAGCGUGCGGCAGAUCGACGCCACCUUCGUCAGGUUCUGACCCCGCGCGCCCCGGCCUGCUCCCUCGCCGACAGAACCUCCCGGCUACGGUUUCCAGUCCGCCCGCUGCUCCUGAAACCACCACCACCACACCAACGGCCACAACCCAAUGGCAAUAAAAGGCACUGAGUGAUCCCUGCCGUGUGUACCGCCGCUCACCACUGAGAGGCGCUGCUGUUGCCGGCACCACUCGGUCCGUUGCUCUGUGUUCGCGGAGGGAGGUGGCCUGGGCCCCGUGGGCGCAGGGAGCCCCCUCGGGGUCCGUCCCGGCACCUGGAGCCUGACAGCCCACAGCUUCCUAGUCCGUUAGGCCCGUCAGUGCCAGUGUCUGCAGGUGACUCACACUAAAAAGCAAAGCAGCGGGUGGGGGGGCUCAGGCCUCCACGCCAGGACCCUCAGCGCGGCGCGCAGGCCCUGUCCCCGGCCGCCCCCGCGGCCCCUGAGGUCGCGUUGCCACUGACGGAAGGGGAGCCCGGCCCAGGCUCCUCAGAGACUUUCUGCGAAGAGUCGACCUCUGACCGCCGGUAACACCGCCUCCCGCUGCGCCCGCACCGCUGUGUCCACCCUGGUUUUAUAACGUCGGCCUCCACGGCCCGGGGCCUGGCUGCCGUCUCCAUGGACCUUGUCACCCUCCGCCGUCCUCGCGGGCCCGCCCGCCCCCACACCGCAGUGCCGCCCUGUCCCGUGUGGGGGCCGCGUGCUGCCCGCCGUGGCCGGCCCCGUCCACGUUUCCCUCGGUGACAAUAAAGUGGAGUCAAACA